Messenger RNA from Nilaparvata lugens (brown planthopper), 3546 nucleotides. RefSeq lists its product as uncharacterized. The record is from RefSeq and is a predicted model, not a curated record. The transcript is spliced from 5 exons. The coding region runs from base 68 to 376 and encodes 102 amino acids. NCBI's taxonomy places the organism in Eukaryota, Metazoa, Arthropoda, Insecta, Hemiptera, Delphacidae. Gene Ontology annotation, cellular component: endoplasmic reticulum.
UUAUCAAAAUAAUCGUGAAAGAAGUGUGUUCAAAAUUCAAAUUCGAUUAGGACUGAAAGCAUAGCUCAUGGAUCACAAAAUGGAUCCAUGUGAAUGCAUCAUGAAUCAUGAGAUGGCGAUGAGAAGACUCCUGUCUUUCUUGCGCCAGUCUCAAUCGGAAUGUACAGACGUCGAAUGCUUCAAUGAAUCGUCUAUGUCAGCGAACCCAAUGGCGGACAGCAGUAACAUGAUGAUAUUCGCCAUGAUUUGGUUUGUGUUGGCAAUGCUGCUCUACUUCUUCAGGCCCAAUUCGAUGCGAAAUUACGAGAAGCCCAAACCAACCAACAAUGGACCUGAUAACAAUGGGCCAUCCCCUGGCACGGCCGAAAUGCAUUGAUUGUGAUGGAAAAGAUCUCGCUUCGGAAAUGGUUCAUCCCGAUGGAUCAUUCACCACAAAAUGAAUUUACCAGCAUAUCUUGAUUGGCUCAUGAUCUGAAUUGUUCAGGCUAUUCAAUAGUUGGCCAAUCUUCAGUAUUUGAUGUGAAAAGACCCCUUUAUUAUAGUAUGUAGAUAAAUGUUGGCACAAUCUUUGUCGGAGAUAUGUUUACUGGUUUCAAAGAUUUUUUCUCCGUUGGUUUAUCGAUGUCAAACCUUACCUCUGAGGUUAACAGGUUGAGCCUGGAGGUAUGAAACACACCAUCUUAUUAUAUCUAAUUGUUGUGUAGAGAUAUUAAGUCGAUUCAAAACAAUCGGUUGUUAAUAAAUCCUCUUCUCACACUACACUAACUCCGUUCAUGAUUUUUCAGUAUUAAUUCAUCAAUGUUCAAUAUAUUCUAGAUGGGUGUCCAAGAGAUUGAUGUUAGUUGUAUAAUGUGACCAUAGAUGGUCAUUUUUCUAGGUUUAAGUUUUCAUUCUCAUUCAAAACGUUUCUACCAGAUUCAAUAUAUAUGUACCCUCUCACAUUAAAUCACAAAACAAAUAGUUUUUGUAUUAUGUUUGUUGAUAACUUGGAAAUACUUAUCAAAUGAACAUUGUUAUUUUAAUCUUUGAUCCUUCAAAACAUCACAUUCGAAAGUAUUCAACUGAUCAAUAUUGUUACAAUUACAUUCGAUUUUGAAAUGCUCGUUGUUUUUAAUUUCCAAGUUCAGAUUUGUGGAACAAUGUUAAUUCAUCCAUUAUUACAUUAUAUUUGGUAUUGUAACAUCGCAUAAAGUAACUUUUUCUCUAUGUAAAUGAAGAGAAUAUUCUUGUAGGAGAAAUCUUUCAAAAUAUUAACUGAGUCUUCAGGAUUCCCUCUUUCUUACAAAUUCCUCAUUUUCCAUUGCAUUAUUCUGAAAUUUUCAGACUUUUUUUCUCUUAUUAGAAUUGAUACUCAUUCUGAAAAGUUGACAGCUCAACCAAAGUAAAGAAAUAUAUUUACCUACUCUUAGGUGUAUCUUGAUAUCUUGAACAUUCGCAAUAAAGGCUAUACGUAAUUCUGUAUUCGAAUGAUUUGUAAGAUUGUUUGAUGAGUGAGCUAUAAUUCUAUUUUUUUUCAAGCUAUGAACCUUUGUCAGAUUGAAUCUUUGGAUUAUUUUUGAAAUCGUAGUGUGUUGGGGUUGUUCUCAUAAUUCGUCCAAUAAUUUCUCAUAACUGAGUUGAUUUAUUAUUAUAUUAUUUGUUAUUUCUACUACAUUUCCAUUGUAGUACAUUCUGUAGGCGGUCCAUGAUAUUAUAAACUUUUAUUAUAUUAUUUUGUUAUUUCUACUACAUUUCCAUUGCAGUAUAUUAUGUAGGCUGUCCAUAAUAUUAUUAACUUUUAUUUGUCGUUGUAAUUCGAUCCAAUUAUUCACACUUCUUGAAUUUUUUUUAUUUUUAUUCAAUUUUUUCCAAUUCCAAGGGUAAAUCUUAAUCCAUAAAGCUUCAUGGUUCAAAACAAUAAAUAUUAAUAUAAUUCAGACAAUCCAGUCUAUGAGUUUCGCUUGAAAAUAAAUUGAUAAACGUGUGUUUCAAGAUCAUAACACAUAUAACUAAGUACCUUUUUUGCAGUACGGGUUCAUUUCUAAUAAAUUGGAAAGCUUUUUUUACUCCUAAAUAAUUUUGCCACCACUAUAAAAAAGACAUUAUUUUUAAUUUUAAUUAAUUAUAAUAAUUAUUACUCGCAAAGUGGGACCUCUAUUCAUUCACAUUAAAAUAUUACUUAUCAAUAUUAUUUUGCUUUUAUUUAAUUAAGAAUUAUCCUGGCAUUUAGGGUCUUUCAAUUACUGCGCACCUCUAUCACCAAAUAUGAUGCCAGUAAUGUUUGUGCAAUGAUUUAAUAAAUAUUAAUUAUAUUUUUAUUCUAUUAGUUAUUGAGUUUGUUGCUAUUAUAGUCUUCCAUGGGACGUAUUUCAAGUCUUAUACCAAUUAAUUGCUAUGAAAAUAGCUAAUUAUCCUAGUGAUAAGUCUCGAGUGGAUUGAUUGUGUUUCUAUUACUGGUUUCUAAAAAUUAAUUGUCAUUUGGAGUGAUUGAACUUAUCAAUGAUAGGUUUUAGCGGAAAAAAUAUUAAUUUGCCUUGUGAAACUUCUACAGUAUAUUUUGAUUAAUAUUUUCAAAAAUAUUCAUUGCUAUCCUAAUUAUUUAGGAGAUAUAUUACAAUAGUGUAGAAUUCGUUUUGUAUUCUAUUUGUGAAGGAUUGAUUUUUAAAAUUCUCAUUUGGAGAUAUUGAUGAGAAAUUCUACAUGAAAAUACUACAGUAAUUCCAAUGGCUUUCUUUUAAAAACGUUUACAACUUCUUUUGUUCAUCUUGAUUGUUAAAAAUUAACGCAUACUUAGUUUUUGCUCCUAGCAAAUAAUGAGUUGACAAUACUUUCAAACUGACAAUUAAUGAGAUGAAAAUUUCUGAUAAAAGUAAUCACAGUGAGAUGAAAUUUCUCUGGUAAAAGUAAUGACUUUGCAGUAGCAACAUUACUUCUUUCAUAGAAUGAUCAACAUAUGUAUCUCAUAUAAAUAAAUAAAUUAAAUAUAUCAGCUUCAAAUUAAUGUUGAAUUUGAUAAAUUAUGGAUAAUAUGUCAUUAAAUUUUUGUUAGAAUAUACACUAUUGGCUACCAACAUACAUUUGGGUGUUUUGUUAUGGAAUUAAUAAUACAUUAUCAAAUGAAAUUCAGCUCAGUCUAGGUUGUACCAUUUCAAGAAAUCGAAAAUGAUCAUAACCCAGCUAUUUAUUUUUCCAAUUGAGAUUAUACUACAUUUGUUUAGAAUAUCAAUCAAUCCCACUCCUCUAUCUAGACUCAUUGUCAUGUAUACUACACUCCAAAUCACAUACAUAUAUUAUUAUCAUGCACUUAUUAUUUUAUUUUUGAAUCAUUCCAUGUUCUAUUGUUAUCAUAUAUUAUCAAUUAUUGUUUAUCAAGUCUUAAGCUGUGAUGUAGUUUUGUGUACCUCUCGAACUGUACAUAUAUUUCAUAUAAUACAGUUGAUGAUUUAUGUAUAGUAACAGCGUGUAUUAUAUUUUGAUUGUGAAUGUGCUCUAGAUACUAUGUCUUAGCAUAUCUAUGGUUGAUGUAUGUACUUUGAAUGGAAUUAAUAAAAUAUUCUUGUUUUGGGA